AUGAAGCAUCUUUACGAGGAGAAUGCCAAAUCUCUGCAACCACGGGCUGCUGUUUUAGCAUUUUUUGCUGGCUUCGCGUUGCACACCUUGGUAAUAUCCAAACCAGGGGUCGUGGAUUAUGUCCAGCUCUAUGCAAUUGACGCUGCCCAUUCCCAGGAAACGGAGAGCAAUAUUUGCCAAGAGAGUACGGGAUGCAUCAUUAGCGAGUGUUUCUAUCCCAAUUCAAAAGAGAACCUUGCAAUGAAGGCCGAAAAAGCGAACAUCAAGGGCUCUGCUAUUGUACCUCAGCUGGGUGACCUGACCAUCUCGUUAAUGGCAAUAGCCCUCCAAGCCCUUCUCUACGUUGGCAACACAUAUUCAGCCUGA
Molecule: messenger RNA, 366 nt
Organism: Echinococcus granulosus
Lineage: Eukaryota; Metazoa; Platyhelminthes; Cestoda; Cyclophyllidea; Taeniidae
Exons: 3
Coding region: 1-366 (121 amino acids)
Source: RefSeq, a predicted model, not a curated record